This is a messenger RNA of Neoarthrinium moseri, 894 nucleotides long. RefSeq lists its product as uncharacterized. Gene Ontology annotation, cellular component: EARP complex; GARP complex; membrane. The coding region runs from base 1 to 894 and encodes 297 amino acids. Gene Ontology annotation, biological process: Golgi vesicle transport; Golgi organization; lysosomal transport. The transcript has 2 exons. The record is from RefSeq and is a predicted model, not a curated record. NCBI's taxonomy places the organism in Eukaryota, Fungi, Ascomycota, Sordariomycetes, Amphisphaeriales, Apiosporaceae.
AUGUCGACCAUAGCCUCGCCCAGGGAGCCACCCCGUCGUGUGCCCUCCCAGACCCUCAUAACGCCGACCUCCUCGACGCGGCCCUCGCUCGACGCACCGCGGUCCGUCACGGGCUCGCCGAACCCCAACACUCCGCCGACCGCGCCCUCGGGCCCGGGCGGUGCCAAGAGGAACCGUGCCGCCCUGCGCGAGUACUACAACCUGCGCGCCAAAGCCGCCGCCGGCGCGACGCCGACCGUCGAAGUCACAGACCCAGUUGGCGAGCACCAUGAGGCGUCCGAGGUCCCGCCAUCCGAGGUGGACAAGGAGGGAUUCGAUGCCGAGGCCUUCGUGCAGAAGACGGUGAACGACAGCGGGAUGGAGGAGCUCCUGCGCUUGUACACGAGGACACUGGGCGAAAUACGGGCGUUGGACGCGGAGAAGAAGGCACUGGUCUACGACAAUUACAGCAAACUCAUCUCGGCUACCGAAACGAUACGGAAGAUGCGAGCCAACAUGGACCCCCUGAACCCCAUGGCCUCCACGCUGGACCCAGCAAUUGCCCAGAUAUACUCGCAAGCUUCUGAGAUACGGGACUCUCUACGACAAGCCGUGCCGAAAACGACUGCGUCUCAGGAGGAAGCCGAAGAGACUAGGCAGCGAAAGCUACGGACACAACAGCUGGCCCUCCACGUCCUGGAGACGCCGGACAGGGUUCGGGCUCUUGUCAAUGAUGGCCGCCUCGAAGACGCCAGACAGGUGUGGAAAUUGCCGCGGAAGCUCCUCCAGACAUGGAAGGAGCAAGGAGUAGGGGGCGACGACGUGGAUGCUUGUAUUCAAGACGGCGACAGUGCACUACGGGGAGAGCCUGGCCGGUUCAAUUGGCGGCCCGCAAAAGCCGAGGAUACUGACUGA